AUGGCGACCAACACCGAUGAGGAGCAAAGCCUGAAGGAAUGCGAAGCAUAUGUACAAAAACAUAACAUUCAGCAAUUAUUAAAAGAUUGCAUUGUGCAAUUAGUGGUCAACAAGCCGGACAACCCAUUGGCAUUCCUAAGAGAACAUUUCGACCGCAUCGAGAAGGUAGGCGCAUGA
Messenger RNA from Lymnaea stagnalis (great pond snail), 177 nucleotides. The record is from the annotation of a GenBank genome assembly. NCBI's taxonomy places the organism in Eukaryota, Metazoa, Mollusca, Gastropoda, Lymnaeidae.